Molecule: messenger RNA, 1164 nt
Organism: Trichechus manatus latirostris (Florida manatee)
Lineage: Eukaryota; Metazoa; Chordata; Mammalia; Sirenia; Trichechidae
Gene: NINJ1
Product: ninjurin 1
Exons: 4
Coding region: 101-559 (152 amino acids)
Biological process (GO): tissue regeneration; cell adhesion
Cellular component (GO): membrane
Source: RefSeq, a predicted model, not a curated record
CUGGAGCCCAGCGGCAGAGGCGGACAGUGGCGGCGGCGGCGGCGGCGGGGGCAAGGGGGGGCUCUUAGGCCGCGAGCGAGGCGGCCCCGGCGGUCGCGCCAUGGACUCGGGCGCCGAGGAGUACGAGCUCAACGGCGAUGUGCGCCCGGGUUUCCACGGCUCCCCGAACGCCUCGCCACUGCGCUGGGUCGGGAGAACCCAGCCCAUCAACAUAAACCACUAUGCCAACAAGAAGAGUGCAGCCGAGAGCAUGCUGGACGUCGCCCUCCUGAUGGCCAACGCCUCCCAGCUCAAGGCUGUGAUUGAGCAGGGCCCCAGCUUCGCCUUCUUCAUGCCCCUUGUGGUCCUCAUCUCCAUCUCCCUUGUUCUCCAGAUUGGCGUGGGCGUGCUGCUCAUCUUCCUCGUCAAGUACGACCUCAACAACCCAGCCAAGCAUGUCAAGCUGGACUUCCUCAACAACCUGGCCACAGGCCUGGUGUUCAUCAUCGUGGUGGUCAACAUCUUCAUCACAGCCUUUGGCGUCCAGAAGCCCGUGACCGAUAUGGCUCCCCAGCAGUAGGGAAUUCAGGGUCCCCGGAUGACUCCUGCCCGUGGCCUGGUGCCCAGAACCAGGAGCUCCUUGUCCCCACAGCAUCUGCCUCCCCCAUUGCCCAUGGCUGGGGAUACCUCCAGGAUGAGCUUCACCUGAGCGCUCUUGGCUGAACCUGCAUGCUGAGCUGUGGCAGGCCCAGAGGCCAGAACUAGAGACUCCCUACCCCCUGAGAGCUGUGCCCCAUCUCACAGUGGGGCUAGCGAGGGGCCACAACUCACCCAAGGACACAGAGCUAGUCCAGGACAGGCCAGCUGUUGGCCCUUGGCCCUCUGUCUCAGGACAUUCCAGAGGGAGAGGGAGACACCCCUCUCCCUUUGCUGAUGCCACCAGCUUCCUGGGCCUCAUGGGGCCCUGAGUCUCCCAGGCAACACAGUGCCUUCUGCCAGCUUUGGCACUGGGGUUGGGCUUUGUGCCUUGGCUGUGGUGGGUACCCCAAGGGAGCCCAGAUGGCCUGGGCCGGCCCUGGCCCUGUGCUUACCCACCCUCGGGCCUGCCCGCCCUCCACCAGCAGGGGUGGGGCAGAGCCCCAAGCCCGUCUAUUUUCUAAGCAUGAAAUGACAAUAAAUCUCCCA